Molecule: messenger RNA, 5094 nt
Organism: Adelges cooleyi (spruce gall adelgid)
Lineage: Eukaryota; Metazoa; Arthropoda; Insecta; Hemiptera; Adelgidae
Product: ATP-binding cassette sub-family C member Sur-like
Exons: 26
Coding region: 43-5040 (1665 amino acids)
Biological process (GO): transmembrane transport
Cellular component (GO): membrane
Molecular function (GO): ATP binding; ABC-type transporter activity; ATP hydrolysis activity
Source: RefSeq, a predicted model, not a curated record
CCGAAACAGUCGCAACCCCGACGAAGCACUAUAUGGUUCAACAUGAGCAGGCUAUUGUGCACGGCUUACAAAACCGAAUGGAACGGUACCGAGCCAAAACCAUGGUUGGUAUACGACCCGUGCGAUAUGGAACUCUUCAACGUCGUCUCGUUCGGAUUCGCUAUUUAUGCAAACAUGUUGAUUUUCAUAUACGUCAGGUGUAUUUCCACAAGCAAUUCGUCUCCGAGAUGUUUGUUCCGGAGUCAUUCGGCUCGAUGCACCGUCAACACGUUUGCUUCUCUCGUGGAGUUUACUCUAUUUGCUGAUUAUGCACUUAGUUCGUGCGGGUCAAUGGCAGUAGCUGCUGUUGGUGUAGUUGCGCAAGUCAGUUCCGGAUUAGUAUGUUACAUGUUAGAAGUGGCCGGACAAUCCGGUCCGUUGGGAUGCGGAGUACUAGCGUGGCUAGUUUGUGGCUUGAGCAGAGCUUUGCUGUUCGUAUCCCUGAUGAAUGCCGGCCUCGAUUUAGACGUGCACAUCCGUCUGACAGCCUUGGCCUUAUCGGCCGUCUGCUGUUAUGCCACGGCAGGACUCCAUCUCUACGCCAUGGUCAGACAGCCGAAAAUAAGAAAAACUGAUUUAGAUCUGGAAUUUUACACGUAUCGACACGACUACGUUAGUUGGUAUUCUAGAGUUACGUUUUAUUGGUUAACGGGAUUUUUGAGAAAUUGUUAUAAAAAUCCAAUCCAACUUGAUGAUUUGGGACAAUUACCGUGUCGCGAACAAUCGACCACGCAGUACGAGAGACUGUACAACGUUUAUCUCAAACAAAAGGAAAUACACGGCACUUCUACAAAAGUAUCUAUGUGGAAAUGUUACUGCACGGUUUACUGGAAAGAGUUUUUAUUGGGCGGAAUACUUAAAAUGUUAGGCGAUUUUGUGGGCUAUGUCGGACCUUUAGGCGUGUCCGUUAUAGUCAACUUUGUCGCGAAAAAACAUAAUGCAACCAAUUCAGAAAUAGCCACCCCAACAAACAUUAAUUAUUCGUGUUGUAUUACUUUUGGGGAUUUUCUAAAUAACGGUUACGUUAUGGCUUUUAUAAUGCUUAUAAGCUGUCUUGCUCAGGGCAGCUUUUCGCAAGCCAGUACUCAUAUAUUGAACGUUGAGGGCAUUCGACUGAAAUCCGGACUUCAAGCAAUGCUCUAUUAUAAAAUGUUAAGGCUACAACAGACUCAAGUUGAUGCUUCAUCAGAAAAUGGUCAUAUCAUCAAUCUCAUGUCAGAAGAUACUAUGAACAUUAUGUCCAGUUUUUGGAUCGGACAUUAUAUAUGGGCAAUACCGUUGAAAAUAUUCUUUUUGAUUUAUUUACUGUACUUAAAACUUGGUUGGAGCGCCAUAUUAGGGUCGGCCUGUUGUAUUUUAAUAAUGAUACCGUUACAAUUUAUCAUUGGCAAAAGGAUGUCUACCAACUCAAAGGAAAUAUCGUCGCUAUCAGAUAAACGUCUGCAAAUGACUAAUGAAGUACUUCAAGGCAUAAGAUUAGUUAAGUUAUGUGGAUGGGAGAAUGAAUUCAUCGAUCGUAUUACAGAUGCUCGAAACAACGAACUCGAUCUAUUAGAUAAAGACUCCAUGUAUUGGGGAUCGAUGACUUUUUUAACACAUGCUUCUUCUGUUCUCGUAUCACUUUUUUGUUUGGGUUUAUACUGCUUACAAAACGGCGCACAACUAGACUCUGGAGCUGUGUUUUCAAGUCUUGCGUUAUCCAAUCAGUUGACCGUCCCUCUUUUUAUUUUCCCCAUUACAGUGCCGAUCAUUAUUGCAGCAAUAGUGAGUACCAGACGUAUUGAAGAGUUCAUGGCACUCCCAGAAAUCACACCGAAUAUUAAACAUUUAAAAUUGCGACUAAAUAAAAAUAACAAGCGCAAACCAACGCCAACUGUAUCAUGGAGUAAAUCUGAUGUUAACGUAUCCAAUAUAACGGAAUUGAUUCCUGAAGAAAAUAGGAACGCUAAAAAAGAAAUUGAAAAUGAUGUUUGCAUUUCAAUAAACGAUGCCACGUUUUCUUGGCCUAACUCAAAGGUUCCAAUUCUUGUUAUUGACAAUUUGAACAUCGAAGAAGGCAAGCUAACAAUUGUAACCGGUAAAGUUGGAAGUGGUAAAACAUCGUUGUUACUUGCUUUGCUCGGUGAAAUGAACUGUUUAUUUGGAGAAGUGGACUUCAAAAAGGGAACGACUAUAGCAUUUGUUUCUCAGAAAACUUGGUUACUGAACGCAUCGGUUUUAGAAAACAUUGUGUUUGGAGACAAAUAUAAUAAAUCCAGAUUCAAAAGAGUGAUAGACGCGUGUGCUCUUGGUCCUGACAUAGACAUACUACCCGACAAGGAAAGGACCGUAAUUGGAGAACGAGGAAUAGCAUUAAGCGGUGGCCAGCAACAGCGAGUAGCUAUAGCUAGAGCUUUAUACUCAAAAGCCAAUAUUAUUUUAAUGGAUAAUCCAUUAUCAGCACUAGACAGCGAAGUUAGUCAACAUGUGAUGUUUAAUGGAAUAAAAAAAUCAACCUUGAAUUACGCCAAAACUGUUGUUAUGACCACGAGUUUUGCGAGUGAUUUAUCUUAUGCAGAUACGGUAGCGCUAGUGGAGUCUGGUAAAAUCGAGUUCUACGGUAACUUGGCUGAUCUUGAACAAAGAGGCGUUCAAAAGAUGAUGACUUCAAUGGAAAAUCAAGAACACGUUCGACGAACGGCAUCCGAAAGAUGGAAGUUAUUUAAACUAGUCAGUAAGAUUGGACAUCAACUUUACCGAAACUGGCCAACAAAUGAAAACCAACAAAUGAAUUUGAAGUCCAAAAAAAGUUUUGGUGCUCUAUACGGUUCCAGAUAUUUGACUCAUGAUCUUCUGCUUCCUACUGAUGAAUGUGGUGACAGAGAUUCUUGUGUCGAGAGGAACCAUUGGAUGUCUUCGAAUAAAAAAAGGGAGAGAUCGGCUACGAUCGCAGAUAUACAACUACCACGACGUAAACCGUUCAUUGACGAUUCGCUGGUAGCUCAACCCGCCGUCAGUUUCCAUUCAAGUAUCAAGUAUCGGAAUUAUCCAAUUGAAAGGCAAGGUCAAAGAAGUUUGAGACGUUACGUUUUGUCGUCGUUCGGAAGCUCACAUUCUACGAAUCGAUUCAACAGACAAUCUCAACACAGUACAAAGCGAAAGACAAGAGCUGAUGGUGAUUUCAGUUUAGCAGAAGAAAUGUUAUUGAAGAAAACACCGUUGGCAAUAUCUGAUAUUAGCGACGAGGAUUCGCCAGACUUGAAAAGUGACCGUGCUCGCUUCGAAGAUGAAUUCGCGUACAAUUCUGUGUCAUUAAAAACGUAUUUCAAGUACAUAUCGUGGAGUGGCUGGCCAACGUAUGCGUGUUACAUAGUACUUACAGUUGCAUGGCAGACAUCCAGAGUGUUCAUAGAUUUUUGGUUGAGUUGUUGGACUAAUUUGGAAUUCUCUCACGACACACAAACUUAUUGGUAUUUGACCGGUUACAGUCUCCUGUGUUUAAUUUCUAUUGCUUUAUCUGCCCUGUCGAACACCUUAGGUCAGUAUGGCGCUUUAAAUGCUAGAAAACUUGUGCACCAACGAAUGUUAAACAACAUUAUCUUUAGUCCAUUAUCAUUUUUCGAUACUACGCCGAUUGGAAGAAUUGAUAAUUGUUUUUCAAACGAUUUAAUAAUUAUUGACAAGAAAAUAGGUACGUCUAUGCAACGUUUGGUGCAUUUCGUUUUUUUGUGUUUGUGUGGCAUUGUCGUGAACGCCAUUAUAACACAUUGGUUUUUAAUUAUCGUUGUACCAAUAUGUCUUGUGUAUUACACAGUUCAGAAGUUUUAUAGGUGUUCAUCUAGGGACUUGCAAAAACUGGAAGGUAAUCUACAGUCACCAAUGAUCGUACAUUGUAACGAAACGAUUUCUGGGUUAGACACAAUUCGAGCUUUCGGGAAACAAACUUGGUUUAUGUCUGAAAUGAUUAACAGGAUCGAUAACCAUACGAAAGUGUUUUUGAUCAUUAGUUCGUCCAAUCGAUGGCUUGGAAUCGCGUUGGAUUACUUAGGAGGCGUUAUUGUUUUUGUGGCAACAAUGGUAGCAUUAAUCACUACCACGUUUUUUUCUUCUGCCAUUUCUUCGGCAAUGGUUGGAUUAGCUAUAAAUUACACCUUGUUGGUACCCGUAUACUUGAAUUGGGUAGUCAAAUUUUUUGCCGAUUUAGAGUCGUACAUGAGUGCUGUCGAGCGGACUGAAGAAUUCGCAACAAUACCGACAGAAAACUAUAGAAGUGAUAUCACAGCGCAAGGGUUUUCAGCUACAAUCACUCGAGCUUGGCCGUCCAAAGGAUCCAUAAUAUUAGAUAAGGUAUCGGUAAAGUACGACGAAAAUCAAGAGCCCGUCAUCAGCAACGUGAGUUUACACAUUCUACCGGGGCAAAAGGUAGGAAUAUGCGGUCGUACGGGCAGUGGCAAGUCGUCUUUGGUGAUGAGCAUACUUAACAUGGUACCGAUUCGAGACGGGACAAUAACGAUUGACGGUGUCGACAUAAACAAUGUACCUCUGCAAAGUUUAAGGUCUCGUAUUUCAGUCAUACCCCAAGACGUAAGAAUGUUUAGCGGUACAAUCAGACAAAACUUAGACCUGAAAAACGAAUACUCGGACAACGAGAUAUGGAGUUGUUUGAGAAUGGCGCAAAUGGAAGAAACUGUACAACUACAGUUGGGCGGCCUCGAGGGUAUAGUGAGCAAUGCGGGGGACAAUUUGAGUAGUGGCCAAAAACAACUGCUAUGCCUGGCAAGGGCAAUUUUACAAGACAACGUUUGCUUGAUAAUGGACGAACCCACCAGUUCAGUAGACGACGACACUGAAACAAAAUUAUUGGAGGCGAUAAAAAAUUCAUUCCACGGUCGAACUGUUAUUACCAUUGCACAUAGAUUAUCGACGAUAUCGGAUUACGACCGUGUACUUAUUUUGGAAGGCGGUAAAAUCAUUGAAGACGCCGUUCCGUCGUCAAUCAAGUCUCUACCAGAAUGCAUUUGAAUGGAAGUUCGAAAUAUAAUCUGUACUCCUGUUUUGUAAACAUAUAUUAUGCAA